AUGAAUGUUAUACAUCAAGAUGAAAAUCCUUCCCGUGAAGCUUGGUCAAUCGAAUGGAUGACAUUAUCUAAUCUUCCUUUUGAUGAAUGGGAACAUACAGAGUGUUUUUCUGAAAUUAAUACGUGGGUUCAACGUGUGUCGAAUAUGACGUGGAACACUGAUGAUGAUCACUUUACUCAGCCACAAUAUACAAUUCCUGUCGUGCGUCUUCUUCGUAUAAUUGCUAGGGCAUGCUCUCAUGAAUUAAGGCGUCUUAAUAGCGAAAAUGAAGAACUGGAGCAUUCAAUAGGAGCAGCACAUGAUGCAGAAGAGGCUAUUCGGGCGCGUGUAGAACUACUACGACGAGAAAAUAAUGAUCUUCGUUUGACUCUUGAACAUAAAACAAAUGUUAAAGAUAAAGAUGAUGAUGUGAAUACUCUUUCUCAGAAGGUUUCUGUGCGUGAAAUGCGUGAUAUAAGGCACAUUAAGGAAAAACUUGAUAAAUUAAAUAGUGAGGUGAAUCGUUUACGACACGAGAACAAUGAACUACGUCAAACCCUUCAACGUCGAGAUGCUGAGAAAUCACAUGUUGCCAAAGAUGAUGAGAAAUUUCGCCUUGAGUAUAAACACCUUGUUGCCAGGUAUAAACGUCUUGUAGAAAAAUCUACUAAAGCUGAGGAUAUGUUGCGGGAAUUUCAGCGCCUAGAAAAGAAAAAACAACGAGAUAAUGAGAGUGAAUUAGAACGAAUGCAGAGGAAAUUAAGAACAUUACAACAUGAGAAUUACGAUCUCAUUCGGUCUCGUGACCAAGCGGAAGAACUUUGUGAACAACGAGAAGCGGAAGCAUUGCGUGACAUGACGGAAUUACAGCAACUCCAUCGUGAUAUUAUUGAAGAAGAAAAACAACGUAUUGAGGCUUUACAAGAUGAACUACAUCAUGUACGUGAUGCAAAUCAUGGGAUGAAAGAUGUCAUAAAUGAACUUCAACAUUCGUUAAAGCAAUCAGAAGAAGAGAACAAUAGCUUGCGAGAAAAGUUAAAACAUCAUUUGACUUCAACAAGAUUUCAAGAGGUAGAGACAACAGGGGGAAGCUAUACUACUGAAGGUGAUUCUUCUUCAAGCACAGUUCCAUUACCUCAAACAGAAAGAGGAACAACCCAAACUAGAUUGGAAGACCAAACCAUACAGAAACUUUUGAUAGAACGACAACGAAUUCAGCAAGAAAAUGAUAGACUUUCAAUAGAAUUACAACAAAUGGAAGUACGAGCAGAAGCACAAGAUGCAGAGAAUAUCAAAAUUCAACGCCUCCUUAAGGAGUACGAACAAGGAAACGAAGGUAUUCGUCACCUCCGAGGUGAAUUGGUUGAAUCUAAUCGCGUAGUGGAGCUUCUUCAACAGGAAAAUGUUCAACUAAGGGAAAGGCUUAACGCAAUGGAAGACUCUUUAACUUUCUCUGCCGCAUUACAAGAGUUAUGUGUUCGCAUGGGUGUUACACAGGAUGAAAUUGAUCGUCUUCGCCCCAAGAGUACACCUCUUCUUAGUGAAGUGGAAACGUUGCGAGAAGAGGUUUCCACUUUAAAAGAGGAAGUUGAGUGGUUGGAAAAGGAAAGACGAUAUUGGAUGGACAAGGUUCGUUUGCAACCCCUCCUUGACACGAAACUUCGACUUGAGUUAGGCCUUACUUCAGAACAGCUGAAGCAACUAGACCAUGUUGUGGAUCAAAUGAAAUCGGGUAGAUUAAUCAUGGAGGAGGAUGGAGAAAAUUAUAAAGAAAAAUAUUUUCAUGAACUUCAACUGCGACGAAAGGAAAUGGAGCAUUUCAAUGACUUUGUUAGACAACGUAUUGAAGAGGCUCUGCGUGAGGCAUUCGGAAAGAAAGACCUUAGCUCUACUCAAGAUACAACUUCCGCUCUGCAGUUUCUGCGAGAAAGAAUAGAUAAAAUUACUUCACAACCAUUAAUGGAUGAUCCUCAUGAAACGUCUAUGGAUAUGUCGCGUUUGAAGAACCAACUAAAAAGUGCGCUUCAAUUACUUGAGCAAUCGGAGCUUACUAUCAAAGAUAAUGCAAACUCACAAACCGCUCUUCGAGAGCAGUUGGUGGCUGUGAUGGCGGAGCGAGAUAUGCUGAUGGAAGAGCGUGACAAGUACCGUAGUGCCGUUUUUGAGGCAUUGGGAGUCAACACAUCUUCUUAUACUCCUACGGCAAAUGAAGUACGUUCUGCAGAUACUGGAGAAGUAUCCCUACAUAACAGGUCUGGAAAUAUAGAACCUCCACUACCAUCAUGUGCAGAACGAGGUGAUGAAGUAUCUCAUCUUCGGACUGGAUCUCUUGUUUCCAUCACUCGUACGUUUGAAGAACAAUUACGUGUGAAGGAUGAGCUUAUAGCCUCUCUUAAAAACCGUAUCGAAGUUGUAAAGGAGGAUGUGAAUAAAUUUCGUACAUCAGAAGCAAAAGCCGAACAGCAACUCAAUGAAGCGCGUGCAGUGCAGGAGGAACUUCGUGACCAGGUAUCUGCUCUUCAACAAAUAAAUGAAGAACUUAACGGAAAACUUGUGGAGUGUAGUAAGACUUUGGAAGACCUACAAGAAGUAAUGAAACGUGUUGAAUCAGGUAAUACUCGAGAAUUACUACAAAAGAUUGUUCUUUUGAGACAACGUGAAGGUAAACUAGUUCAGCGUUUGCGUCGUGUAAUGGAAACACAAGAGGAAGCGUCAAGGUCGGAACAGACUUUGAGAGAAUAUGUUAAUACAACCUUCAAAUCGCUUAAAGAUGCGCUGGAAGAUACUUCCACAGGUUUUGUUUUGCCACGUUCUACGAACAUUAUAAGUAUGGAAAACGAAACCUUGUCUGAGAUGCACCGCCUGCUUGAAUCUUCUCUGAGUGGAAAGCUUUUUAAAGAAGAUAGUGCCUACCUUGUUCAACUUCAACGGGUUUAUAAUGGUAUGGAGAACAUAGAAGAACUUAGCGCUCUACGAAUUGAUGCCAAAAAACGAAAACAAAAGAUGGAAGAAAUGGAGAGUGAAAUAAAUGAACUACGAAUUGAGGUGGAACGUUUACAGAAAUUGCAUGAUGUAAAUGCAGGAGCUCGUGUUUCUGAUGCCUCUCAUGCUGGUAAGUGGGAAACUGAAGCAACGACGUGGCGCCAAAAGUGCAGUCUCUACAUGAAGCGUUAUGAAGAGAAGGAGAAGGAAGUAUCAACCCUGGAAGCUGAUCUCGAAGACGCGCGAGGAGAACUUGCCUUGUUGCAAGAACACCUAGAUAACACAAGUAUUAAAAAGGAGGAUAAUACAAAAGGUAUACUUUCCGUUAUAGAGGAUGCAUCCUGUCAACAAGAAGAGGGAAAUCAAGCAGAUCAACGACGACGAGACGAUCAAGAUCAGACCUAUGGUAGAAAUACUGCAAAUGGAAAAGCACAACUUCUUGAACGUGAUGUUGCCCGUCUCAAGUCCAUAAACCUUGGUUUACUACAUCAUUCUCUAGAUUUGCAGGGUGAAUGCAAGCGUCUUGAAAUUCAGUUGGAAGCUACCAAGCAGGAACUUUCUUUAGUACGUGAUGCUGGAGAUUCACGAAAGGUGAGUGAAUUUGUUUCUGCUGCCAUACGGCAACACGCAACGCUGCGUCGUCAAAGUGAGUUGGCAUUGCUUCGUGCAAAACGAUCUCGCAUGCAACUCUGUGCUACUGAGGCAAAUUUACGCGUAGCUGUAAAUGAAGGAACAAUGUACAAACUUAGUGCUUUUCGUCUUUAUCGAAAAUAUGUUGAACAUAUGGUAUCCUUGCUAGACUAUGUUCGUUCUGUGCAACGAAGUGCUAAGGGAGUUAUUUCACCACAUCGUGUAGAAAUGAUGCACCGAAGAUUUCUUGAUUCUAUUGCAGAUCUUGAUCGUAGUGAAGCACGUCAGAAUGAGAUGACUCUUCAGCUUGCUGAAAGCAAUGGAAUGGUUAAGACUCUUCAAGAGCAACUAGAUAUUCUUAAGGUGAAUGACACUGAGGAUUGGGCAGAUGUACUUCACACCAAGUUGUUGACGGCACUAUCUGCAGUUCGAGAAAAAGAUGUUCAACUUGCUGAGUUAAGGGAAGAUAAUUUAUAUAUGCAACAAAAGGUGAAAAGGUCAGAGACAUACAUGCAGCAGUUAACAGAAGAGUUAACCCGUCUUGAAUUACGUUCUACAGGUGCUUUAUCACUUGAUGAAGAUAUUUUACAAAAGUUACUACAAUUAAAGGAAACCGUGUUUGCAAAGUUAGAGUCUCCAGCAAUAAUUAUUCAACCAAAUGAGACUGGAUCACGUGAUUUUGACAAUGCAGAAGCUGAUACUGCUAUUCGCGAGUACAAACAGGCGUUAGAUAAACAAUCGGAGUUAUCAAGGGAGUGUGCCUCACUCAAAAAACGACUGGAUGACGAGUUAGUUGAAACCAAGAAAGCUCAAGCAGUUGCAGAUUCUUUAAAAGAGGAGGUUAAUCGAUUACAUGAUCGUCUACAAUAUACCCAACGUAAUGUAGAAGAAGAAAGACAAAAAGCAGAGAAUCGUGAACGGCGUUUAAUACGGUCACAUGAGGCGCAAGCGGAAGUAACACAACGUGCAGCAGAGCACAACAAUCAAUGUUUACGUGAUAUGCUUCAAAAUAAGGAGAUGUGUAUUAAACAACUUCAGGAGCAACUUCAGACUGAGCGCAAAAAGUAUCUUGAGUAUCAGUUAGGGGAGUCUGCAAGAAUGGAACGGUUACAUGAUCAUUUAUUUAAAGAAAAUAAUGCUAUGAUGGAACGAUUUCGUGAAGCCAUUAGCGGUGUGGCAGAGAAUUAUACAUACAAUACAAUGACAACGGAUGCGGAUACUGCACCACACGAUGGAGUUGCUGAACAACUCAUGUUGUUAACAAAGGAAACACUUCGACUUAAAUCGGAACUACGAGAUGCACGUGCAACAAACAUUCUUCUUGAAGGAAAAUUGAAUGAUCAAGUUACUAAAGCACAGCAAGAGCUUUUAGAGGCUCAUCAAAGCGAACAAUAUACAACACAGAUGCCAGCAGGAGAGGUUUCUAUUGUUGGUGUUAUAGGCGAUCAAAAUGUUAUUAUAGAGAGUUUACGGCAGCGUGAGUUUACCCUAACUCGAGAACUACAACGAGAAAGGAGUGAGAAAGAUCUCUUGGAGAAACAGUUGUAUGAGGUUCGACAGCACAUUGUGGAACAUGGUGUAGGGCUAGAGAAAGCUGCUGAGGUGGGGACGACUGGGAUGGGUUCCAUUAUUGAGCAGGAACUUCGAGGGCAGCUGGCUUUUGUGGAGAGCCAAUUGUUAGAGACGCGGGCGCAGUUAGAGGAGGAACGGCAGAAUGCACAGCGGAUGCAAUUGGACAGUACUCAAUGGCGAACUCAUUUGGAUGCAUUGCGUGAGGAAGUUGUGGCGCAGCAAGCCGAGAUUGAAGGUGCACGACAACUUGUCGUGAUGAAUGAUCAUUUGAAAGCCGACAUCCGUCGUGUGGAAGAGCAGAACGAGAAACUGGUCAUGGCAACUAACAUGCUUAAACAAAGACUUUUAGAAGAAGCACAGAAGCGUGGUGAUAUGUCACACAAACAGCAGCACGAACUCGCACUGGCACAGAGGAUGGGAACAAUCCAACUGGAGUCUACUGAACAACUUAAGGUGGUCACUGAACGAUUGCGUUCGAUUCAACGUGAGUUGGAGGAGAGAGUUCGUCGUGAGGAAGAAACACUAAAGAAAUAUGAAGAAACGCAGCGGAUGGCCUACGAUCUGCAUAGACAACUGGAGGAAAAGGAACGUGAGAUAUUGCGACUUCAGAAUGAGUUGGCCUCCCGUUCUUUACCAUCGCAGGAAAUAAAGAUUGGACGUGUAAAGGUACCGCAGGUCUCUUCUACAAUAGAUGAAGGGACCCAACAUUCUGCCUCAAAAGAAACGGCAGUAAGGUACGACCAAUCCCGACCACCGCCACCGCCGCCAUCCUCGUCAAAGGGACAAGAGCAAGAGCAACUGCAACAACAACAACAACAACAACAACAACAACAACAACAACAACAACAACAACAACAACAACCUGUCCAAACGCAAAAACAACAAAAGAAGAUACAUCAACCUCAUUCUGCUACUUCUCUCACUCAUAUUCGUACUUUACUUACUGAUGUUGAUGCAAACGCACUAGCGCAGCCUCAAAUUGCAGCACUGCUCAGACGGGAGAUUGAAAAGGCACAGCGAGACAAUCUACAUGAGAUCUCCUCAUUGCGAGCUGUUGUGCGGCGUCUGGAAAGUGACUUGGAGGAUUCUCGUGGUCAGCUUCGUGGAGAACGUGAAACUAGUCGUUCUCUCCGAGCUCAGAUACAUACUCUUCAAGACGAUCGUGAGGCAAAGAAACUUGCAAUGGCGCGGGAAUGUUUGAGUGGACAAGAUAAUUUAAAAGAGAACCAAAAAAUGUCUGAAAGUCGGAGUAAACCGUUGGUCACUCCUUCUGUAGUUGCUCUUCCUGUUGUUCCUGGGCAAGCCCCGUCAGCAGAUUCAGUGAGUGUUCGUGACCAAUCAUCAUACAAAGGUCAAAAAGAAACUGAAGAACUUAGACGACAGGUGGAGCAAAUAACGAAACGUGCAGCAGAAUCUGAGAAAGCAGUUAGGGAUGCUGAACGUUACAAGAAGGAAUUAGAAGAACUACGUGGGUGUCAACUGGAUAUGGUAGAUAGUGCUCAUAUGGCUUCCCCACUUGAUAUACGUUCCCACAAGCGGACAGUUCUCCACUUGGAAGGCAUUAUUGAGUCACUUCAACGGGAGCUAAACGUAGUAAAGGAAAUUCAACUUAAUAAUAUGCGACAACGCGUUAACCAGCUAGUUGCAGAAAAUGAGCGUUUGACUGCUGAGAUAAACCGUUCUCGCAUUGCAUCCACCACUUUAUCAACUGAUUUUACUGCUUCUCUGCCUGUUAAAUCCGAUAAGGUAGGCAGCCAAGAGGUACUAGAGCGGGAGUUGUUGGAGAAAAAUAAUACUAUUCUUGAUUUACGUUUCGAACAAGAAGCUCUACAGCUUAAAGUUGGACGCUUACAACGCCACAUUGAGGAUAUUCUUAAAGUUGAUUCGACAAAAACAAAACGCGGGGAAUCGUUUCAACAACGCAGUCGAGUAGAGGCAUUAGAGUCCGUGGUAGAAAACUUAAAGCUUGUGGUGGAACGGCUUCAGCAUGAGAACAAUAUGCUAAAGUCAAAAACUGUGAGUAUGUCGAAGCACAUGGAUCUUAUGAGGGAGUUGCGUGAGCUUCGUGCAAAUGAACGACACCUACGAGAACACUCUGAGAAGUUGGCUAAACGUCUCGUGGGACUUGCUUCAGGUGGUAGUGCUAUGUCUGAACAACAAGCCAAACUCCAGCGAAAAUUGCGAACCGCAGAGGCUACUGUGGAACAAUAUCAUGCUGAAAUGCUUGAGCUGAAACAGAAACUUGAUAAUCGCCAAGAAGUAUCAAGUGUGAAUGAUGAUACUUUGUCCAUUAGAGAAGGGACUCAUGCUGACACAAUUCAUUUUGAGAAUCGCCGCUCUGUGCAGCCUCUUGAUGUGUGGACAACUGACUUGCCACCACCACUCCCACCCAGGCCUAGAGUGACUGAUGCUGUAGAUCCACUUACCGAAAGUCACUUGACAACAUAUAAUCAUUAA
This is a messenger RNA of Trypanosoma theileri, 7620 nucleotides long. RefSeq names its product mushroom body defect. The coding region runs from base 1 to 7620 and encodes 2539 amino acids. The transcript has a single exon. The record is from RefSeq and is a predicted model, not a curated record. Lineage: Eukaryota; Euglenozoa; Kinetoplastea; Trypanosomatida; Trypanosomatidae.